Talaromyces marneffei is the source of this 1464-nucleotide messenger RNA. RefSeq lists its product as uncharacterized. Bases 1 to 1464 code for a protein of 487 amino acids. Lineage: Eukaryota; Fungi; Ascomycota; Eurotiomycetes; Eurotiales; Trichocomaceae. Gene Ontology annotation, cellular component: nucleus; cytoplasm. The transcript has 11 exons. Gene Ontology annotation, molecular function: mRNA binding. The record is from RefSeq and is a predicted model, not a curated record.
AUGGCUGACGUAUACCGACCGAAUCAACGCGACAGGACUCGUUCUCCUCGUGGUGACCGUGGUCGUCGUUCCCGAAGUCCUCGCCGGUCUCGUCGUUCAUACUCUCGCAGUCGCUCUCCGAGCCGUGAAGAUUAUCAUCGUAGCGAGCGCAGAGACAGAUCGCCCAUGAGCGGUGCCGGUGGUGCUUCUGGAGGACACGCGGGCUCUACCUACGGUGGGCGAGGAGGUCCACCAUCCGGAAGAUCGUUUGAGGAUCGUUCAGUGGCCCGAGAGCAUAUGAUGCAGUCUGUUCGAGACUCUUCCCAGCAAGACCGUCGUGUCUAUGUUGGCAAUCUUUCAUACGAUGUGAAAUGGCAUCAUUUGAAAGACUUCAUGAGACAGGCUGGAGAAGUUCUCUUUGCCGAUGUUUUAUUACUUCCGAAUGGAAUGUCCAAGGGCUGCGGGAUUGUGGAAUAUGCAACGAGGGAGCAAGCUCAGCAUGCAGUGAAUACUCUCAGCAACCAGAACCUCAUGGGACGACUCGUUUACGUUCGCGAGGACCGCGAAGCCGAACCUCGCUUUGCCGGGCAACAGAGAGAUGCCGGUGCCGGUAGAGGUGGCCCCGGAGGUGCCGGUGGAGCUGCAGGUCGACAGAUCUAUAUUACCAAUCUUCCUUUUAACGUCGGUUGGCAAGACUUGAAGGAUCUUUUCCGUCAAGCUGCUCAACAAGGCGCCGUUAUUCGAGCUGAUGUCCUAAGUGACCCAAGCGGACGCCCCAAGGGUACUGGUAUUGUUGUCUUCGAGUCCGCCGAUGAUGCCCGAGUUGCUAUCCAGCAGUUCAAUGGCUAUGAUUGGCAAGGACGAAUCCUUGAGGUUCGUGAAGAUCGGUAUGCCGGUGGUGGAGCCGGUGGUGGAGGUGGCUUUGGCGGUGGCUUUGCCGGCGGUCGCGGCGGAUUCGGAGGUGGUUUCGGUGGCCGUGGUGGUGGCUUUGGCGGUCGCGGCAGUUUUGGUGGACGAGGUGGAUUCGGAGGACCAGGCAGCUAUGGUGGAAGAGGCGGAUUUGGCGGCGGCGGCGGUGGUAACUAUGGCGGCGGUUUCGACUCUGCUCCUGCCCCUCCACCCGGGCCUCCUAACCCUUUCACUGACUACGCUACCUCUGGUGGUGAUAAGAGCGCUGUGAUCUACGUCCGCAAUCUUCCCUGGUCGACUUGUAAUGAAGACUUGGUCGAUUUGUUCACCACGAUUGGCAAGGUUGAGCGUGCAGAAAUUCAGUAUGAGGGUAAUGGCCGCUCUCGCGGAACUGGCGUGGUUGAAUUUGAUAGUCCUGAGACCGCCGAGACCGCAAUCUCCAAAUUCACCGGUUAUCAAUACGGCGGUCGUCCUUUGGGAAUCACAUUUGUCCGAUAUGUUCAUCCUCCUGGAUCAGGCGAGGCUGGGGACCUGGGCGACGAAUCAGCCGGGAUCACCCAGGACCAGAUCAUGUAA